This is a messenger RNA of Babesia ovata, 888 nucleotides long. RefSeq lists its product as uncharacterized. The record is from RefSeq and is a predicted model, not a curated record. Lineage: Eukaryota; Apicomplexa; Aconoidasida; Piroplasmida; Babesiidae. The transcript has 8 exons. The coding region runs from base 1 to 888 and encodes 295 amino acids.
AUGGUUACUGAGGGCCCUGAGGAUGCGUACGCGCAGUUUAUGUUCUCUGAGCAUCAAACGGCAGCUACGCUGCCGGAUUCUGUGACACCCGGGAGUCCAACGCUAACACCAGCGAGCACCAGCAAGUAUGAACACGAUAUAAGGGAUCAUGAAAAGAGUCGUAUCUUGCGACUGAUUGUCCGCCUGCUGUUGCAUAGAGCGCCAUUUGUGACGCGUUACGAUGAGAUACGCGCUGUCGUUAAAACGUAUCUACACGACAAUGCGAACCAUGCUAUCGUCAACUGCUUUAUUGAGGACGCCAAGAAAUUGGUCAGCAAAACGCUAGGGCUGAUUCUAUGCGACAUAAAACUAGGAGCGAGGCGUGAAUUCUUCUUGAAGCAGUCGCUAGCCUUCCAGCCGCAUGACCUGAAACUACUCGGGGAAGGAGACCACGAAUUGCGCGGUUUUCUGCUCCUGAUGCUACCAUGUUUCAAGGCCUACACAGCUGGGAUUCCGCUGGAUCGUUUGUGUGAAGUGUUUACUCGAGUUGGCAAAGCGGAUAUGGUACCACGGGAUCAGGAGUCGGAGGAGGCUCUGAAAGCGACCCUCCGCGGCAUGCGCCGAAAAAGGACUGUGAAAAUUGCCGCUUCUGGUGUGUCCCCUUCUCUAACUUCUACAUAUAGUACAGAAUUCAAGGGCAUUGCGGACUACCUGCUGUAUGCGAAAGAGCUGGGCUACUUGAACGUGGUUAUUGACCCGAAAAAGGGCGACACAUUGGCUGUGAUAACAGUUGUACCCGGAUACAGGCUGCUUUUCGAGCUGGAUCAGGAGUCAUACGUGAAACAGUUCAGCACCCUGGAGCUCGACGAAAGCCUCAAGCGUACCCUAGAAGCUUUCUUUGAUCGUUGA